This is a messenger RNA of Hansenula ciferrii, 621 nucleotides long. It is a transcript of the gene ATP5, whose product is annotated as F1F0 ATP synthase subunit 5. Bases 1 to 621 code for a protein of 206 amino acids. The record is from RefSeq and is a predicted model, not a curated record. Lineage: Eukaryota; Fungi; Ascomycota; Saccharomycetes; Phaffomycetales; Wickerhamomycetaceae. Gene Ontology annotation, molecular function: proton-transporting ATP synthase activity, rotational mechanism. The transcript has a single exon. Gene Ontology annotation, biological process: proton motive force-driven mitochondrial ATP synthesis. Gene Ontology annotation, cellular component: membrane.
AUGGCUUCAAGAAUCUUUGCUCGCUCUUUGGCUACUGCCACCCAAGCUGUCAAACCACCAGUUCAAUUGUUUGGUUUAGAUGGUACUUACGCUAGUGCUUUAUACACUGCUGCUGCUAAAUCUACCUCAAUUGAAUCUGCUGCUAAAUCUUUAGAUGCUUUAAAAGCUUCAAUUGCCAAAGAUUCAAAAGUUGGUGAAUUCCUUUCAAACCCAGCUUUAUCAUCAGGUGAUCGUGCUACUGUUGUCAGCGCUUUAGCUCAAUCAUCUCCAUCAAUUGAUGAAUCAGUUUCAAACUUAUUAAAAGUCUUAGGUGAAAACAACAGAUUAAACUUAUUAGAACCAAUUUUCCAACAAUUCAAGAUCUUAACUGAUGCUCACAAUGGUGUUGUUGAAGCUGUUGUUACUUCUUCAACUAAAUUAGAUUCAAAAAUCUUAAAAAAAAUUGAAGCUUCAGUUCAAAAAUCAAAAUUUGUUGGUCAAGGUAAAACUCUUAGAUUGAAAAACGAUGUUAACCCAGAUAUCUUAGGUGGUUUAAUUGUUGAAGUUGGUGACAGAACUGUUGAUUUAUCAAUUUCUGCUAAAAUUGCUAAAUUAAACCAAGCUUUAAAAGAAUCUAUCUAA